CGCUGAUAUAAAUAGCUAGCAUCUCAUCGAGAGAACUCUCAAGGAAGAAGAAACAGCGCAGAGAAACACGCCAUAUUUGGUAAUACCACAUGGCGGACCUUGCCUCAUGUAAUAGAGGUAUCGAGGUGUUAAGCCAAGAGCGGCGUCACACGCCAUGAGAGCCGCACCCCGUCCGCUUCUGCUCAGGAGGCCACUUCCUCGCCGCAGCAGCGGAUCGACGCAUCAUCAUCGUGCGCUUACCUUCUCCUCGGCACGCCGCCGGUGCGCGUCUCAGGGGUUGUCGUCCUUCUCCGGCCUGGAGGAGGAGGAGUUUGAGGUGCUGGACGCGGAGUCCGGCACGGUGCGGUGCGCUGCCAACUAUGCGCCGCUGACGCCGCUCAGCUUCAUCGAGCGCGCCGCGGCCGUGUAAGGCGACCGCCCCGCGGUGGUGUACGGGGAGUCCUGGUCUUGCACGUGGAGCGAGGUCCGGGAGAGGUGCUUGCGCGUGGCCGCCGCGCUCGCCGCCCGGUUCGGGGUUGCCCGCGGUGAUGUGGUUGCUGUUCUUAGCCCGAACGUGCCGGCGAUGUACGAGCUACACUUUGCCGUGCCCAUGGCAGGCGCGAUCCUCUGCACCUUGAACACACGGCAUGACGCGGCCAUGGUGUCCGCGUUGCUGAAGCACUCUGCCGCCAAGGUGUUGUUUGUCGAGUCAGGCCUCCUUGAGGUUGGGAGAGCUGCUCUGAAUAACCUCGCCGGCGACCAGACUAGCGCCACGGCCCUUCCGGUCCUCAUAACCAUCGCACACGAUGGAGGCUGCAUCAACUCCGCCUACAACGACUACGAGAGUCUCAUCACAGAAGCACCAUUAGGGUUCGACAUCCGUUGGCCCCUGAAUGAGUUGGACCCCAUCGCGUUGAAUUACACGUCUGGCACAACUGCGAGGCCCAAGGGCGUGAUCUACAGCAACUGGGGCGCGUACCUCAACACUAUUGCAACGGCUCUCACGUACAACAUCACUGUUACGCCGACUUACCUGUGGACCGUGCCGAUGUUUCACGCCAAUGGGUGGAACCUAUCAUGGGGCAUCGCCAUGCAGGGCGGUACCAACGUUUGCUUGCGCCACUUCACGGCAAAGGUCGUCUUUGAUAAGAUCUCACAACACAAGGUGACGCACAUGGGCGGGGCACCCACAGUUCUCAACAUGAUCGUCAACGCACCAAGUGGUGACCGAAAGCCACUGCCAGUGAUGGUACAUAUCAUGACCGGCGGCGCCGCACGGCCGCCUAACAUCUUGUCCGGGAUGGAGGAGCUUGGAUUCAUAGUACACCAAAUGUAUGGUCUUACUGAGACUACCGGCCCGGCCACCAUCAACACAUGGAUGCCGGAGUGGGACACGUUGCCGACCGAGGAGCGCUCACGGCUCACGUUGCCGACCGACUGGGGUGAGACACCUUGUGCGUUCGUCAAGUUAAAGACUAACGUCGAUGCAACAGAAAUAGAGAUUAUAAACUACUGUCGGGAUAAGUUGCCACAUUACAUGGCACCAAAGGCGGUGGUCUUCGCUGACUUGCCCAAGACUUCGACAGGGAAGACUCAAAAGUUUAUUCUCCGUCAGAAGGCUCGGGCUAUGGGCAGCCUUGUGAAGACAUAAAAUAGCGCACGUGAGAUCAUUUGUCUUGGUCAAAAUAUGGUAUUGUAUCGUAUGGGGUGACUAUAGCUUAGAAACAGAAAUAUAUGACAAUGAGACAACUAUUUGGUUGUUAUAUUUGUUUACCAAUAUUUAGUUGUUAACCUUCA
This is a messenger RNA of Triticum urartu, 1776 nucleotides long. RefSeq names its product butanoate--CoA ligase AAE1. NCBI's taxonomy places the organism in Eukaryota, Viridiplantae, Streptophyta, Magnoliopsida, Poales, Poaceae. The record is from RefSeq and is a predicted model, not a curated record.